Aplysia californica (California sea hare) is the source of this 3650-nucleotide messenger RNA. RefSeq names its product fatty acid synthase-like. The record is from RefSeq and is a predicted model, not a curated record. Gene Ontology annotation, molecular function: fatty acid synthase activity. Gene Ontology annotation, biological process: fatty acid biosynthetic process. NCBI's taxonomy places the organism in Eukaryota, Metazoa, Mollusca, Gastropoda, Aplysiida, Aplysiidae. The transcript is spliced from 10 exons. The coding region runs from base 1 to 3636 and encodes 1211 amino acids.
AUGGUUUAUAUCUCCAGGUCCUAUGACGCAGAGCCACGUGAGCCUCACAUGGCCAGUGAAAAGCCGCGACUCUUCACCUUCAGUGCCCGAUCGGAGGAGGGGGUGCGUGAGGUCCUGAAAGAAGUCAGAAAGAAUGCGAAGAGUGUGGAGUUCCAAGCUCUGAUACAGGACAGUGCCAACAUGCCCACCAACCAGGUGCCCUUCAGAGGAUACACAAUAAUCAAUGGCACCUCUGAGGUGGAAGAGAUCAAUCGUUGCAGUCCUGAUCGCAGACCAGUUUGGUUUAUUUUCGCUGGAAUUGGCUCCCAGUGGCAAGGCAUGGGUCGGAAAAUGAUGGAGCUGGCCAAGUUCCGAGAGACCAUUGACCGGUUGUCAACUGUGCUCCGCCAACACGAUGUUGACCUGCACGACCUUAUCAUGAACGACAGCGGGACAAAGUACGGCGAGGUCCUCACAGCAUACGUUGGGAUUGUCUCCAUCCAGACGAAUACUACACCAAAAUGUCCAUCUUAUUUCCAGAUCGCCCUUGUUGACCUCCUCCACACCUUGCACAUCUUCCCCGAUGGACUAGUCGGUCACUCCGUCGGGGAGUUCGGCUGUGCUUACGCUGACGGCUCGCUCACAGCGGAGGAAACAGUGCAGGUUGCUUACUGGAGGGGCAGGUGUCUGCAGGAGGCAAAACUACCCCGGGGAAAGAUGGUAGCUAUCGGUCUGUCCUGGGACGAAUGUAAUGAGCUUUGUCCAGAGGGCGUUGUUGUGGCCUGCCACAACUCUGCGGAAAGCGUCACCAUCGCAGGAGCGUAUGACGCUGUCACGAAGUUUGCUGAAGAGCUCAAGGCUAAAGGAGUCUUUGUCCGUGACGUCAACUCUUCCAACAUGGCGUACCAUUCUCCGUUCAUGAACGAGGUCGCACCCGUGUUGAAAGCUAAGUUAGAACAGGUGAUCACCCCCAAGAAGCGUUCGCCCAAGUGGGUGAGUACUUCUGUGCCCGAGGCUCGCUGGGGAGAGGAACUGGCUCAGUAUUCCUCGGCAGAAUACCAUGUGAACAACUUGGUGAGUGCCGUGCUGUUCCAGGAAGGCCUCCAGAAGGUUCCCAGCAACGCCAUCGCCAUUGAGAUCGCUCCGCACUGUCUGCUGCAGGCCAUCCUGAAGAGGUCGCUCAGCACCGAGGCUACCUUUGUGGGGCUCAUGAAGAGGUUCCAUGAGAACAACAUCGAGUUUUUCUUCAACAGUCUUGGAAAGUGUUUUGCCAACGGAAUGGACCUGAACCCGAUGAAGGUCUACCCUCCCGUGCAGUACCCAGUGCCACGUGGCACUCCCAACGUCUCCACGUGCAUCUCCAAGAUCUGGGACCACUCCGUGACCUGGUCUGCCCCCCAUGGAGAGGACUUCCCCACGAGCGGGGGCGGCGCUUCCUCGGGCGCUGUCUUUGAGAUCGACGUCUCGGAGGAAUCGCCCGACCACUACAUUGUGAGACCAGUAACACUCACAGUUGACCUUAUUCAAGGCACUGACCAGUUCAACAUUUGUGAGAAUGACACUCUAGUAGUGGACGGCAAUAUCUACUGCCCUGAAGGUCAGUUUCUGGACAGAGACCUAUACAAGAAUGUCCGAGAGUAUUCGAGUCACGAAGAGACCACGGACUUCCAACUGACUCGCGAGGAAAUCUACCGAGAGCUGAGGCUGAGGGGCUACGAGUACGGGCCGGCAUUUGAAGGCAUCUCAAGCUGUAGUGAGACAGGUCUGACUGGAGAGCUGAAAUGGGAUGGUCGCUGGAUCACUUUCACUGACGCCAUGCUCCAGACACAGAUCCUGUCCCGAACAGGCACCGGUCUGUUCCUCCCUACCAGGAUCCAAAGCCUGAAGAUAGACCCAAGAUCCCAACCAGGGGCGCCUGGAGAAGGAAAACACAUUGAUAUUCCAGUAUGCACAGAUCAGGUGCUGGACUUAACAUUCAGUGGGGGUGUUGAACUCCAUGGUCUUCAUGUGACUGCUGCACCAUUCAGGGGCUCCCAAGCUGCCCCUGUCCUCGAGAAGUGUCUCUUUCAUCCCUAUCUUCAAGACGAUGUCGUCGCCUGCACAGAGCUGACAGCAUAUGUCGAGCGUUAUGUCAAACCCGCGCUUGACAAUCUCAAGUUGUCUAAUUGUGAGUGUGCUACCCGAUCAGGGUGCAGGAAAUCUUCACUCAACAAAGAGCCGAUGGACUGUAUAACUGAGGAUUCAACGACACAACAGAACUCAAACACGCAGAGUGAUUCUCUGCCUAGCAGUGCAUUUACGGAACUUCUGACUCUUCUCAUGGAUAUGAAUAGUGAUGAAAACAUUUUACAGCACUUUCACACAGAACACGUGUUGGAAGAACUACGCACGGGCAUGGAAAGCGUUGAGAAUUUAAAACCAUGUAUAGACAUCGUGUUGGAAAAUGUCUCGUCGUCCUCUCCUGUGAGUGUUUUGGAAGUUGGGGCAGCGAAAAGUACUUUGUACCGCAAAAUCGUGCCUUCAAUUACAAAUUGUCCAACUUUUAGUGUGAACUACACUGGAGCAGACAAAAAUCCUCUUCCUGCUGACGCUAAAACUUUCGAUGUGAAGUUCUCCCAGUGGGACCCAUCCACAUCCAAGUCUGUCCCACCUGGCCAAGUCCAACUGCUGGUUCUGAAGAAUGUGUUGCACAAACAGCCAGACAUCGACAGUAUGCUGGAGACAGUCUCCACCAUGGUCGUCCCCGAGGGCUUUAUCCUUGUCGAGGAGGUCACCAAGAACGUCCCGCUUUAUGUCGCAUUGGAAACCAUUUCUGACAAACUGUCCAACAACAACGUUCAAGAUGUCUGCCGGGCGUGUGAUAGUUUCUUGACUGAAAGUUCCUGGGUGGAAGUGUUCACAAAACACAAUUACGAUGUCAUCUGUAGGAAAUCUGACAAUCUCCUCUCCACGCUGUUCCUGCUCCGAAAGAAGGCUGUGAUCCCUUUGUCUCCAACUUUGAUUUUUAUCAACGAAAUAACCGAUUUCUCGUGGGUCGACAGUCUGAAGUCCAAAAUGAAAACUUUAGACACGUCUCAAGCAAAUUCAAGGUUGUGGAUCAUUGCGGCAGUUGAAGAUAUUAGCGGCAUCACGGGUCUUAUCAAAUCUCUCCGUAAAGAGCCCAGUGGGGGGAAAGUCAGAUGUGCACUGAUCAGUAACACAAAGCAGUCCUCUCCACGCCCUAUCCUGACUGUUGAAAGCGUUGGAUUUCAGAACUUAAUAGAAAAAGAUUUGGUGAUCAAUGUGUACAGGGACGGCCAUUGGGGAAGCUUCAGAAAUCUUCCUCUGACAGAAGGUGGGGCUGCCAGUGAGAAACAAUGUGAGUUCGCUUACGUUGACAUCCAGACACGGGGUGACUUGUCCAGUUUCAGGUGGAUUGAGUCGCCUCUGAAGUACUUUCAACCUGAUGGCAGUGAUACAGAACUAUGCAGUGUGUACUACACAUCUCUGAACUUCCGAGAUGUGAUGCUGGCCACUGGCAAACUGCCACCGGAUGCAAUCCCUGGGCACAUAGCGUCGCAGGACUGUAUUUUGGGCUUGGAGUUCUCAGGCAGAGACAGCAAGGGCAGCAGAAUCAUGGGCAUUCUGCCAGCCAAGGUAAAGACAAUAGUUGUUUAAUAUGGGUUACAGGU